GAGAGGCAAGAGCAGCGCGCGGCACCUGUGCGCGAGACCGGGACGCCGGCGCCCGGCGACAGUCCGCAGAGAAGGAGGGACGCGGAGGUGCGCGUCAGCCAGUGCUGCUCAGCCCGGCCAGGGGACGCGGGGGGAAUGGGGACUGGGUAGAGAUGAGCAAGACUUAUUUCAGAUGUUGGAUUUUUGCUUGGAAAAACGUGUGGAUACGACCUUGGCUGCCCCCCAGUGUAGCUCCAGUGCUGUGAGGUUUCAAGGGUUGGCAGAGGGGACAGAGGGGACCAUGAAAAUGGACAUGGAGGAUGCGGAUAUGACUCUGUGGACAGAGGCUGAGUAUGAAGAGAAGUGUACCUACAUUGUGAACGACCACCCCUGGGAUUCUGGCUCUGAUGGAGGGACUCCGGUUCAGGCAGAAGCAUCCUUGCCGAGGAAUCUGCUUUUCAAAUAUGCCACGAACAACAAAGAGGUUAUCGGAGUGGUGAGUAAAGAAUAUAUACCAAAGGGAACGCGUUUUGGACCCCUAAUAGGUGAAAUCUACACCAACGACACAGUUCCCAAGAAUGCCAACAGGAAAUACUUUUGGCGGAUCUAUUCCAGAGGGGAGCUUCACCACUUCAUAGAUGGCUUUAAUGAGGAGAAGAGCAACUGGAUGCGCUAUGUGAACCCAGCGCACUCUGCCCGGGAGCAAAACCUGGCUGCGUGUCAGAACGGCAUGAACAUCUACUUCUACACCAUUAAGCCCAUCCCUGCCAACCAGGAACUUCUUGUGUGGUAUUGUCGGGACUUUGCAGAGCGGCUUCACUACCCUUAUCCCGGAGAGCUGACAAUGAUGAAUCUCACACAAACGCAGAGCAAUCCAAAGCUACAGGGCACCGAGAAAAAUGAACUUUGCCCAAAGAAUGUCCCGAAGAGAGAGUACAGCGUGAAAGAGAUCCUCAAACUGGACUCCAACCCCGCCAAGGGAAAGGACUUCUAUCCUGCUAACAUUUCACCCUUCACGUCGGAAAAGGACAUGAACGACUUCAGAAAAAAUGGGAGCCCCGAAAUGCCCUUCUACCCUCGGGUCGUCUACCCCGUCCGGGCCCCUCUGCCCGAAGAGUUUUUGAAAGCUUCCCUGCCCUACCGGAUGGAGAGACCAACCUACAUCACUCAGGCCUCCCUGCCGUCCUCCACCACUCCCAGUCCCUCCGCAAGAAGCAGCCCUGACCAAAGCCUCAAAAGCUCCAGCCCCCACGGCAGCCCCGGGAACACGGUGUCCCCUGCGGCUCCGGGCGCGCAGGACCCCCGGGACGCCUACGCGUACUUGAACGCGCCCUACGGCCCCGAGGGCUUGGGCUCCUACCCUGGAUACGCGCCCCUGCCCCACCUCCCGCCGGCUUUCAUCCCCUCUUACAAUGCUCACUACCCCAAGUUCCUCUUGCCCCCCUACGGCAUGAAUUGUAACGGCCUGGGCACGGUGAGCGGCGUCAACGGCAUCAACAACUUCGGCCUCUUCCCCAGGCUGUGCCCGGUCUACGGUAACCUCCUGGGAGGGGGCGGCCUGCCGCACCCCAUGCUCAGCCCGGCUUCCCUCCCGAGCUCGCUGCCUUCCGACGGGGCCCGGAGGCUGCUGCAGCCGGAGCACCCCCGGGAGGUGCUGGUCCCCGCGCCGCACAGCGCCUUCUCCCUCACCGGGGCUGCCGCCAGCAUGAAGGACAGAACCUGCAGCCCCACGAGCGGGUCUCCCACGGCGGGCACGGCCGCCUCGGCGGAGCACGUGGUGCAGCCCAAAGCUACCUCAGCGGUGAUGGCAGCCCCCGGCGGCGACGAAGCCAUGAAUCUCAUUAAAAACAAGAGGAACAUGACCGGCUACAAGACGCUUCCCUACCCACUGAAGAAGCAGAACGGCAAGAUCAAGUACGAAUGCAAUGUUUGCGCCAAGACGUUCGGCCAGCUCUCCAACCUGAAGGUCCACCUCAGAGUGCACAGUGGAGAACGGCCUUUCAAAUGCCAGACUUGCAACAAGGGCUUUACUCAGCUCGCCCACCUGCAGAAACACUACCUGGUACACACGGGAGAAAAGCCACAUGAAUGCCAGGUCUGCCACAAGCGAUUUAGCAGCACCAGCAAUCUCAAGACCCACCUGCGACUCCACUCUGGAGAGAAACCUUACCAGUGCAAGGUCUGCCCUGCCAAGUUCACCCAGUUCGUGCACCUGAAAUUGCACAAGCGUCUACACACCCGGGAGCGGCCCCAUAAGUGUGCCCAGUGCCACAAGAGCUAUAUCCAUCUCUGCAGCCUCAAGGUCCACCUGAAGGGGAACUGCCCUAUGGCCCCCGCCGCGGGGCUGGCCUCGGAGGACCUGACUCGAAUUAACGAAGAAAUCGAGAAGUUUGACAUCAGUGACAAUGCCGACCGGCUGGAUGACGUAGAGGACGACAUCGAUGUCACCUCUGUGGUGGAGAAAGAAAUUCUGGCCGUGGUCAGAAAAGAGAAAGAAGAAACUGGUCUGAAAGUAUCUUUGCAAAGAAACCUGGGGAAUGGACUCCUCUCCCCCGGGUGUGGCCUUUAUGAGUCAUCAGACCUUUCCCUCACGAAGCUGCCUCCCAGCAACCCACUACCUCUGGUACCUGUAAAGGUCAAACAAGAAACAGUAGAACCAAUGGAUCCUUAAGAUUUUUCAGACGAGUGUUUUGUUUCUUAAGUUAUGACUUGGCAAGUCAGGGUGCCUGUAGCAAAUGGCUCAUACCUAAUUCCAGUUCUGCAAAGCUCUCCUGACGUGUGGUUUCCCCUCACCUCUCUGGAAUUAAAGAAGGAACUCCAAAGUUACUGAAAUCUCAGGGCAUGAACAAGGGAAAGACUAUAUACAUAUAUAUAUAUAUAUAUAUACAUAUUAUAUAUACUUAUUUACACCCAUGUCUAUAUAUUUGAAGCUGUGUAUUUUGAAUAUUUGUGUGGAUGUGUUUCCAUAGCCUUCUCAUUACUAAGACUAUUGCCUAGCCAUAAUUAUUUUUUCAAUGGUAAUCCUUCCUAAUUUAUUAUACAGUUUAUCAUUCGAAAAGCAAUAAUUAAAAAAGUUUACAAUGACUGGAAAGAUU
Messenger RNA from Otolemur garnettii (small-eared galago), 3074 nucleotides. RefSeq names its product PR/SET domain 1 (gene PRDM1). NCBI's taxonomy places the organism in Eukaryota, Metazoa, Chordata, Mammalia, Primates, Galagidae. Gene Ontology annotation, biological process: cell fate commitment; regulation of transcription by RNA polymerase II. Gene Ontology annotation, molecular function: DNA-binding transcription repressor activity, RNA polymerase II-specific; RNA polymerase II cis-regulatory region sequence-specific DNA binding; histone deacetylase binding. The coding region runs from base 173 to 2650 and encodes 825 amino acids. Gene Ontology annotation, cellular component: nucleus; cytoplasm. The transcript is spliced from 7 exons. The record is from RefSeq and is a predicted model, not a curated record.